AUGUGUUGCAAUGGAGGAAAAGUCUCUUUGCCUCAAGUAAAUGCUCCUCAGGAAUUACUAAACAUCUUCUUAGACCCUUCUGCAGAAGGGAACCAUUUCAGGAAACACAUUCGUGGUUACAAUCAUGUUUUUUCAUUCACUUCGUGUGGUGUACACAUAGACGAACAAUUAGCUUCAGCAAAUCAUGAUAUAUAUACAUUCCGUGCUCAAGGAUCAAUGUACCACAGUAUAGGAGGAUUUUAUCCGGAUCAAGGGACGCGGCCACGCUUCUUGCAACUAUAUAUAUACGAUACCGAUCAAGAGUUACAAAAUAGGACGCUGGAGAACACACAACUGCAUGAAAGUUUAGUUUUGAAGCUACAACAAUUGUUGCACCGAUAUAAUCCUUUUAUCCAUGUAGUCCACCAGCUUGCACAACGACUAGAUGUGCAAGAGUGUAGUUUGGUGAUCAGAGAGCGACCUGCUAAUCAACCACAAUACAGUCUCCCAACUGCUUUACAAGUAGCAGCCAUAAUAGUCGGUGAUGAUAUUGAAACAAUAGUGCGCGGACGAGAUAUCAAGGUUCAAACUCAUACUGGUAACCUCAGAAGGAUUCAAGAGUUUGUUGGGUAUUACGAUCCACUACAAUAUCCUCUUCUUUUUCCAUUUGGAACCCAUGGAUGGGAUAUAAAUACUCGAACUCAACGUGGAAACAAAGUAUCAUGCCGGACAUAUUAUAGCUAUAUGCUCCAGAUCCACCCCAAUGAUCACUCAACAGUUUUGCAAGCGGGGCGACUUUUUCAACAAUAUGUUGUUGACAACUAUGUGAAAAUGGAAACAGGCAAGUUAAGAUGGGUUCGACAAAGACAAAAGGAACUUCGAGCUGAACUGUAUCAAGGUUUACAAGAUGCUUUGCACACAGAAGAGAAUAAUGCUGAAAAUGUUAGCAGAAGAACGAUAUUACCAUCAUCGUUCAUGGGAAGUCAUCGAGAGAUGACUCAACGGUACGAGGAUGGCAUGGCUAUUGUUCUUAAAGAAGGCAAACCGGAUAUUUUUCUAAUUAUGACAUGCAAUCCAUCAUGGUCAGAAAUAGCUUCAGAACUCAGUCCUACUCAAACUCCACAAGAUCGUCCGGAUCUAACAACUAGAAUUUUCAGAGCCAAGUUUGAACAAUUAAAGCAGGAUGUUAUUACCAAAGGUGUAUUGGGAAAGGUAAAAAGUUAUAUUUAUGUCACCGAGUUUCAGAAAAGAGGAUUGCCACACGUACAUAUGUUACUAAUCUUAGAAAACAAUGACGAGUUGAGUGAUCUUGACCAAUAUGAUAGUUUGGUCCGAGCGAAAAUACCAUGUAAAGAAACAAAACCACACUUACAUGAGGCAGUGCUAAGGCAUAUGAUCCAUGGUCCUUGCGGAACACUAAAUCAAUCUUCACCGUGCAUGAAGAACGGUCAAUGUAAAUGCAACUACUCAAAAGAGUUCAUACCAGAGACACGACGAGGUGAUGACUCAUACCCUCAAUAUAGGAGGCGAUUCGAUGCUCCAAUCCCUUUCAACCAAAAUGUCACAAUUGACAAUAGAUGGGUGGUUCCGUACAACUCUUGGCUACUACUGAAGUAUAAUUGUCAUAUCAAUGUAGAGAUAUGUAGCAAUAUCAAGAGCAUAAAAUAUCUAUACAAGUAUUGCUAUAAGGGACCAGACCGUGUGGCAAUGGAGGUUCACAGAAGUUCUCAUUAUGAUAAGGUGCAAUAG
Arachis duranensis is the source of this 1728-nucleotide messenger RNA. RefSeq lists its product as uncharacterized. The record is from RefSeq and is a predicted model, not a curated record. The transcript is spliced from 3 exons. NCBI's taxonomy places the organism in Eukaryota, Viridiplantae, Streptophyta, Magnoliopsida, Fabales, Fabaceae. Bases 1 to 1728 code for a protein of 575 amino acids.